GGUCGUCUUAGUCGGCAGUCGGUCUCUGGUCGGCCCCAAGAAUAGUCGUAUCGAGGCGGUAGUCGAGUAUCACCUCUCUUCUCCUCCUCCUGCUUGUGCCGGCACGAGCGCACUCGUCGACCUACAGGCACACGCGCAGCUUAUCGACUGGGUUGCGCGCGCGCGAGCGCGUUCCUUCUCCUCUUUCUCUCUUUAACUCCUUCUCGUUCUAUCCUCUUCUUCUCUCUCUCUCUCCAUCGUACGCCUUUACGCGCUAGCACGCUCGUUCUCCGUUCCUCUCUACCGCGGUGGUUCUCUCGCGGUUCCGCGUUACCUCGUGGCUGCCCUCCGUCGCAACCGCCACCGCCACCGCCACCUCCACCUUAGCCUCCUCCUUUUUCGCCUCAUCCUCCCACCCUGGUUCGCGCGGUUCGCGAUCUUCGUCCUACCGCGGUGCUCGAUACCGCGAUCCUUUGGCCUCUCUGCCUCCGUUCUCUCCGCGUGUUUCCUCCACCUCUCCGGGCAUCCAGCACCCACCCUGUGGCGUGCGUGGAGCACACACCCUCUCCGCCCUGUGACUCGGUGACUCGUGCCACCGCGCAUCCACCCAGCGUCGAUAUACCACGAUACCGCGGAUACAACGACGCGAGGAUACGCGGCUGAUCUACCGCGUGCGCGCGAUCGCGAUCUCGAUCUCGAUCCCGAUCCCCGAUCCUCGUCUCCACGACUCGACCCUGCGCCGUCGAGAAGCUCGACCCGCUCACCCGGAACGAGUCGGUGCUCGGUGGUGUCCAAGUUGCGUGUUUUUCUCUCUUCUUCCGGAAUACCGUUCUUCUGCCGCGAACGUCGCCAGAAACAGUGACAAGUGCCAGCGUCCGCAGGAUCGCCACGAGAUUUCGCUGAUCGCCGGGCUGUGGAUCGCGACCUGGUGACGCGAGAUCCUGCGAAAUCGAAUCGCGCUCGAUCGGACCAACGCGACGGUAGUGAUCGUUCGAUCGACGCGCAUCGCACGGUUCGUCGCCGUGCCGUUCCGUCGCCGCGUCGGAAUCAACGACGAUCGCGCCGCAGUCGCGACGGUGAACCAGCGAGGAUGUCACGCUCGGGAUUCACAUUCCCGACUUUCUCGAGCAAACUUUGACCAGUGCGCGUGUGUGAGUGAGCAAAAGUGCGUUGUCGUGAGUUGUUUGUUGGACCGUGAUACGUGGUCGAGGUGGUGCCCGCGCAUUCGGCAAACUCUCGUUCGAGGAAAAUCGGUGGAGGAAAGCAGAGCGGAAGAAGGGACGUAACGAGAAGGGAGCGAAGGCGGAGAAUAAGAAGAAGAGGAAGAAGAGGAAGAAGAAGAAGAAGAAGAGGAGGAGGAAGAUACAGCAGCAGCAGCAGCAGCAGCAACAGCAGCAACAGCAACAGCGACAGCAACAGCAACAGCAGCAGCGAGGAGAGCGAGUAGAAAACGGCGGCGACGAGGGGUGGUCGGCGGUGGUCGCGGCCAAGAAGAGGAAACCGGCAGGGUGGUUCGAGGCGGGACAGGAGGCGCUGACGCCCUGGCGACUGCCGGGGUGGUUUACCCGGCCGCGACAGCGACGUUGUUCCCUGGCCGGGUGUCAGCUGGACACCACCACCCCGAGUUCACCACCACGUUGGAGGUGGGGUUCCCGGCGCGCGGCACCACCGCCUCUAUGGCGUUGGUAGCCGCGCCGCCCUCGUGGCCCUCGCGGGACCCCGGGGCCAGCUUGGCCGCGACCGGUGCAGCCGCCGCCGCUGCCGCUGCCGCGGCCGGUGCCGCAGCCGCGGCCGCGUCCGCCGCGGGUCCAGGCCCCAUACAAAUCGCUCCACCGCCCCCGAUGCCCCCGACUCACCUGACGCCCUCCGCCACGCCGGAGGAUAUUACCUGUCUCGUGCCCACCGGAGCGGUUCUCACGCCCAGGGACCCCCUGCCGCCCAGCACCACCCCCGGAAGCCAAGCCAACAGCUCGCAAUCCGGCAGCUCGCAAACCGACAAGUCGCCCAACAUCGAGUGCGUCGUCUGCGGGGACAAGAGCAGCGGCAAACACUACGGCCAGUUCACCUGCGAAGGAUGCAAAAGCUUCUUCAAGAGAAGCGUCAGGAGAAACCUAACUUACUCGUGUCGAGGAAAUAGGAACUGUCCCAUCGACCAACACCAUAGGAAUCAGUGCCAGUUUUGUCGAUUGAAAAAGUGCCUGAAGAUGGGCAUGCGCCGGGAAGCCGUACAAAGGGGUCGAGUGCCACCGUCGCAGCCAUCGCUACCAGGUUUGCCGGGACAGUUCGCCCUGACGAACGGUGACGCGGUCGCGUGUGCCAACUUGAACGGUCAUACUUACCUCUCCUCGUACAUAAGUUUGCUGCUGAGGGCGGAACCGUAUCCGACCUCGCGAUACGGCCAGUGCAUGCAACCGAACAACAUCAUGGGAAUCGACAACAUCUGCGAGCUCGCGGCGAGAUUGCUGUUCUCGGCGGUCGAGUGGGCCAGAAACAUCCCGUUCUUCCCGGACCUACAAGUCACCGACCAGGUUGCCCUGCUCAGGCUAGUUUGGAGCGAGUUGUUCGUGCUAAACGCGAGUCAGUGCUCGAUGCCACUGCACGUGGCGCCGCUGCUCGCCGCGGCCGGUCUUCACGCUUCCCCCAUGGCGGCGGAUCGCGUCGUCGCCUUCAUGGACCACAUCAGGAUCUUUCAGGAACAAGUGGAAAAGUUGAAGGCGCUUCACGUCGACUCCGCGGAGUACAGUUGCCUCAAGGCCAUCGUCCUCUUCACCACAGAUGCUUGUGGAUUGUCGGACGUGACGCAUAUCGAGUCCCUUCAGGAGAAGUCGCAGUGCGCCUUGGAGGAAUACUGCAGGACUCAAUACCCGAAUCAACCGACGAGAUUCGGCAAGCUGCUUCUUCGAUUACCCUCGCUGAGGACGGUGUCGUCGCAGGUGAUCGAGCAGCUGUUCUUCGUUCGGCUGGUCGGGAAAACGCCGAUCGAGACGCUGAUCAGGGAUAUGCUACUCAGCGGUAGCAGCUUCAACUGGCCGUACAUGUCCACGAUGUGACAUUCUGUCUGGCGACAGCUAGCUUCCGCGUAAUACCCUCGCGCCAUUUCCCAUCGCCUCGUCCCUUUUCGUCGUCGUCGUCGUCGUCUCUUCGCCUCUCCGUCGUACGAGCAUCGUCGCACGCUUCGCGCGACCUUCCAACGAUUCGCCGAGCAUUCGCGGCUCCUCUGGUCUUCGAAACGGUGUCGAGGUAACGAACCGCGCGCGACGAUCGGACCAGUCGGCGAAUCUGGACGAGGACGAGCGAACGAACAGGCCGAAGAGAACAACACGAGGCAGCGAUAAAGACGCUCGGAGGUCGCGGUUCCAGCUUUUUCGAAGCACGCGAUCGAUCGCGCUACGGAUGAAAGGAAAGGCGCGAGCUCGCGUGUUUCGCCAGACCUUUUUCUCUGGAAUUGCAUCGCGUCCCGGCGCUCGAAGAGCCGGGAAAGCGUUCGGGCUCGAACGCAGGAAAGAGAAGAAACGGGGGAAAAGACGAAAGGCAAAGCGGAAUUGAGACGAACAGCGGUAUGGAAGGGGGAAAUGCGGCGCGAAGAAAUCAUAAAUUAGCAUUUGUAAUCGACGGCAGGGGAUCUGGUAGAUCCUUCGCUGGCCGCUAUCUUGCAUCGAUCUCGCGUCGAGUAAUUGCCGUUAGUCGAGUCACGCCGAAACCCUUAGUCACUCGUUUCGACGUUUCGUCGUCCGCGUUCGUUCCACCUUUCUUUCACCGUCUUUCGUAUCUCUUCUUUCUUAAUCCGUUCUCGCGAACCACGCUUCCCGACCACGUUCCGCGUUACUCUAUCGAAAUUCACCGAAGCGACCCAAUUACACGGACCACUCUCCGCGUCUUUCCCUCGGAACGUCUCGAUUCCGUACCACGAGUUUUCGAACGCGUGAUUUCUUCUCUUUCUUAAAUACCGUCUACGACGUCGCGGACUGUCUUACCGAUUCGCCGGUAACGAGUAACGCGGUGCACGGAUCGAGCAAUCGUUUUUCUCCAAGCGAGAGAAACUCGUUUUCCACAAACAUCGAAAACAAUUUGCGAAUUAUCGUCCGAUCGGUCGUCGUUUUACCUCGUCGAGAUACUCUUCCGCGCAAAAGAUUUUCACUCCUCCGCGUCGCGUCUCGCGACUCUGAAAAGUUCAUACGGCGAAACGCGCGUUCGAACGAAUAAGAUUCGCGAGAUCGAGCCGAAUCCACGGCGAUCCGUUUGCAGGCUGUUUCUUCCUUCCACAUUACGAGACGACGAGGCGAGUGAUCGCGUCGCGUACCUAUCUUCCGGUCGACAUCUACCUCUCGAUCGACCACUCUCGCUCGUAUUCGUUUCCGCGGAUUCCCUAUCGCGUGCUUUUUCGCUGGCCGAACAACCGUCUCGUUCGGCGAGGAAUCAGCGCAGUUUGCGGGAUUCGCGAUUCGCUCGAAGAACGCGUUCGGAAACGACGCGACCAGCCGAGAACGAACAAAUAUAUUUUUCUUCCGCGAAUAUGUUCGACCGAUCGCUGGUCGCCCGUCGUUUGAUAAAUUCGCGAUAGCGCCGACAGCGACAGCGUCAACGACGAACACGGUAAGAAACGAUUGCGGGGAAACUCGGCGAACGCAAUGUGAUAUACGCGUACGUCGAAAUUGAAAUCCGAUUUCUCGACACACGGUGCUUUUUUACGUUACGAAUACUGUACGCUAGCCAGGCUCGAUGCGCUGUACAGAGUUUGCCGAGACGUCGAACGACAAAUCGUUCGAAACCAGCGAAAUUAUCGAAUAGCGCGCUACGAUAAGUAUGCGGCGAUGUCGAACUCUAGUUACUUAGACAACCAUUUAAGGGUAUAUGGGAUAUUUCUAAUAUUUUUAAGCAGCGAUCGUUUCUUAAAUGCGCACGCGCACACAUACAAACACAGACGUACACACACGCGCGCGCGCGCACACACGCAAACAAACAAACAAACAAACAAACAAACAAAGAGCGAAACAACAACGCGUUUCGAUAGAAAUCCACGAAGCGAACGCGGCCGAGGCGAGAACCGAAUCGACGAUGCGAACGGAGUUCGCUGUCCUCGAGACGCGUUCCCUUCGUCGAACGCAAUUUUUCGAGAAUGCUGAAGGAUGUAUUAUAUCGGAUACGAAUUACGUUGUGGUUGAGUGUACGUAGACCGAAAUGACAUUUAUGUAGCGUUAUGUAUAAAGGCGCGAGAAGAUUUUUGUAUAAAACGUGUACAUAAUUAAUAUAUAUGCAUAUAUAUAUAUUAUAUAUAUAUCAUAUACAUUAUACAUAUAUAUAAUAUAUAUAUAUAUAUAAAAUAUAUAAAAUACAGAUAUAAAUACGAUUAUAAAUACGAACGUAAGCGCGAAUAUAAACACGAAUAUACGUCUAAAUGUAAAGAAAUAUAUAUGUCAGAAUUACA
Molecule: messenger RNA, 5404 nt
Organism: Bombus terrestris (buff-tailed bumblebee)
Lineage: Eukaryota; Metazoa; Arthropoda; Insecta; Hymenoptera; Apidae
Gene: svp
Product: steroid receptor seven-up, isoforms B/C
Exons: 4
Coding region: 1656-3029 (457 amino acids)
Biological process (GO): cell differentiation; regulation of transcription by RNA polymerase II; anatomical structure development
Molecular function (GO): nuclear receptor activity; RNA polymerase II cis-regulatory region sequence-specific DNA binding; zinc ion binding
Source: RefSeq, a predicted model, not a curated record